AUGGCCAGCGAAGAAGAAAAUCGGCGUCCUGAGCGUCUUUGCCCCAGAGGUAAAUGUGCCAAUUCCCGUCAGACUCUACGCGUCGCUAUAAACCUAAAAACAUUGAUCGAUCAGGUGGUCCCAACAACACUUCACGAAAAAGAAAUCACCGAUUCUCAUUCACCCGUAUUGAAUAGAAAUGUGAUCGAACUCGUCUACCGUGCCGCAGGCGGGGCUGGCGACGGGAAGAAGGGCACCACAUCUUAUAAGUAUAGAUCGUGUUUGGUGUUUUCUUUGUUGAAAGUUACUGGAUGGUACUGGCAACAGGCAGAAUAUGAGCUAUCUGAUAACGAGCUUUAUUCUUUGAGAGCUACCGCCGCCCAAACGUUAGCUGCAAUUCUCAUUGAGGAGGCCCGAGACGACGAGUUCCUCUUUUUGGCCAUGCUUUGUCAUAGAUACCUGAUGCACGUGUGCGAAAAGGACUCUAGCCCUGUAAGCGCGUUGGAACUCGCUGUUGAUAUGCACUCUACGAUUGUAAUUGGGUCCUCAGGGUAUCAGAGAUGUAUAAAGUGGCUCUGGAGGGGCUGGAUUGUACAAUCUUCUGAAGACCCACAAUCUUACGUGCUAUACCGAGGGGUUUCCUCGUCUCGAAUCUGGAUUCAUUUCAAUCCUGAGAGAAUUAAAACACCUGCGUACCAGAACAAGUUGGAGAUUAUUGUCAGCUUCUUAUACUUGACUCUUUACACCUUUAUUCUCAAUACCAACCAGGUGGAGACCAGUCCGGUCAAUAUCGCGGAGGGAAUAUUUUAUGUGUUCACGUUGGGCGCAAUAUUAGACGAGUUGACUAAGCUUUAUCACGUCGGGUUAAACUAUAUUGGCUUCUGGAAUGUCUUCAACGAUACGAUGUAUGGCAUCAUAAGUGUUGCUAUUGCCUUCCGUUUUGUAUCGUUGUCAAAUCACGGCAGGGUGAGAGAUCACUAUGAUGAAAUGAGCUUUCGUAUACUAUCAUGUGCAGCGCCCUUGAUGUGGUCUCGCUUGUUAUUGUAUUUGGAUGCACAACAAUUUGUUGGUGCAAUGCUUGUCGUCAUCAAGACAAUGAUGAAGGAAUCCAUUCUCUUCUUUGUGUUGUUUGCAGUUGUGAUUCUUGGGUUCUUGCAAGGGUUUUUGGGUCUAGAUGCGUCCGACGGAAAGUCGGAAGCCACCAAGAAAAUAUUGGCAUCGUUGAUCAAUGCCGUUAUUGGGGAGGCUGGGUUGAAGGACGUGCUGGACCUUGUGCCUCCAUACGCCUCGGUGUUGUACUACAUCUAUUCAUUUGUGCUCACUGUUAUUUUGAUGAACAUCCUCAUUGCUCUUUACUCGACAUCAUAUGCAGCCAUUGUGGAAAACGCCACUGACGAGUACUUUGCAUUGGUGGCGCAAAAGACAUUGAGGUACAUCCGGGCGCCAGACUCAAACUUGUAUGUGCCCCCUUUCAACCUCAUUGAGACGCUUUUCAUGCCGUUGUCUUACAUCAUCUCCGCGAGCAACUACAAAAUCCUCAACCAUUACACUAUGCUCAUUCUAUAUUCGCCCAUGUUGAUGUACAUAACGGUGGAUGAGCUUUCGAACGCGAAAAGAAUCCAGUACAACCGGUUCAGGGGUGUGGCAGACGAUGCCAACGAGAUCAAUACCGAAUGGGACUUGACGGAUGGCUUCGACGAUGAUAUAGACGGCUCGGGAUGGGAGAACAUCCGAAAUCAUUCUGUUGAGGUCAACCGCGUGGUGCAGAAUCAAAGAGCAGCAGAGGCCGAAGAUCCCGAGUUUUCAAUCGACCUCGAUGAGUUCCACAGGGAUAUUCAGAAACUGGCUCAACCUGUAAUGAAGGCUAGCGAUAUGGGGAUUAAAUGGGAGUUAUUUGGCCUCUACCAGAAAAUAGAGGAGCUUACAAGCUUGGUCUCGGCCGUGGUAGAAGAGAACAAAGUGCUCAGAGAGAAGGCCUCGGGCGAAGGCAAAGAUUCUGCUACGUGA
Metschnikowia bicuspidata var. bicuspidata NRRL YB-4993 is the source of this 1986-nucleotide messenger RNA. It is a transcript of the gene YVC1, whose product is annotated as Yvc1p. The record is from RefSeq and is a predicted model, not a curated record. Bases 1 to 1986 code for a protein of 661 amino acids. Lineage: Eukaryota; Fungi; Ascomycota; Pichiomycetes; Serinales; Metschnikowiaceae. The transcript has a single exon.